UUAUGUGUCCAUGAUACAAAUUUUGCCUUCUGACGUCUUUUAACUUCAUAGCAGAAAGACACUAAUUAAUUCAUUUAAACACUAGCGAUAUUGCCUUUAUCCUGGUUAUAAUCGUAAUAAACAGGAAUAUCUCGAGGUGAAAUGCAUUUUUAAAGAUGAUGUUUAUUAAGGAGGAGAGUGAGGACACGUGUGAUCCAGAGCCCUGCAGAAUAGAUAAUGAGCACCAAGAAGGCCUCGUGGACGUGAAAGAGGAAAGUCACAUUCUGAAUGAAGUGGAGGAGAAACAUCAGCAUCAGAAAGCUCAUGAUGUCCUCACUGGAGAAAAAUCAUUGACUUGCUCCCAAACUGAAAACAAUUUCUCACAAAGCAGCACUCAAACAACAGUCAAAAAGCCUUUCACCUGCUCUCUGUGUGGAAAACAUUGUGCCCAUAGAGGUCACCUUAACGAUCACAUGUUAACUCACACCGGAGAGAAGCCGUUCACUUGCCCUCAGUGUGGAAGGAGAUUCUCACGCAGAAGAAACCUUAAUGAUCACAUACUAAUUCACAAUGAAGAGAAGCCUUUCGUCUGUCCUCGGUGUGGAAAGAGGUACAAACGUAACGAACACUUUCGAAGUCACUUACUAAGUCACGACAGAGGCAAACCCUUCACCUGCUCUCAAUGUGGAAAGAGUUUCGGUUAUAAACGAUCCUUUAAUGAUCACAUCAAAAUUCACACUGGAGAGCGUCUUCACACAUGCCUUCAGUGCGGAAAGAGUUUCCUGAAUAAAGGACACCUUAAGGAACACAUAAAAAUCCACACCGGAGAGCGACCUUUCGCCUGCUCUCAGUGUGGAAAGAGCUUCAUCAGUAAACGAGACGUUACAUAUCACAUGAGAAUUCAUACUGAAGAGAAGCCUUUUAAAUGCCUUCAGUGUGGAAAGGGUUUUGCAUGGGCAAGCUGUCUGAAAAUUCAUAUGCGCCACUCUCACUCAGAAGAAAGGGAGUUUACCUGUGAGCACUGCAAUAAAACGUUUGUUUUAGAGUCAUACCUAAAGAGACACUUGAAAAUUCAUCAAAACGAGAAACCUUUUGUCUGUUCGUUUUGCGGAAAAAGUUUUUUAUGGCUCCUGUGUUUCAAAGCACACCAGAAAAUACAUGAGGGUGUGAAAACCCAUGUUUGCUCAGAGUGUGGGAGAGCCUUUACUACAGCCAACUAUUUGAUGAAACACCAAAAAGUCCAUACGGGAGAACGGCCGUACAUGUGCUUAUAUUGUGGAAAGAGUUUCAGUAAGAAAGCAAACCUGGGAGAACAUGUAAGACUGCAUACGGGAGAGAAGCCAUACACCUGCGCUCAAUGUGGAAGCAGCUUCACCUCAGCAAAAGGUCUAAGUUAUCACAGAGAAAAGCAGUGUUCCCAAAGUGUGCCAAAUUCAUGCUCAGUUGAAAUCCAGAUAGUGUCAGAUAUGCCCAAAGAUUGCAUUUCUAUCAAAAAAGCUAUUACAUCUACAACAUUUAUUGGCGAAUAAGCUCUCAUUCAAUGUAAA
Sinocyclocheilus grahami is the source of this 1526-nucleotide messenger RNA. Its product is annotated as gastrula zinc finger protein XlCGF57.1-like. Lineage: Eukaryota; Metazoa; Chordata; Actinopteri; Cypriniformes; Cyprinidae. Bases 156 to 1508 code for a protein of 450 amino acids. Gene Ontology annotation, biological process: regulation of transcription by RNA polymerase II. The transcript has 2 exons. Gene Ontology annotation, molecular function: DNA-binding transcription factor activity, RNA polymerase II-specific; RNA polymerase II cis-regulatory region sequence-specific DNA binding. The record is from RefSeq and is a predicted model, not a curated record.